UUUGUCAGUCAUCCUGCUGCCUUCUGCCUAACAUUGCUGGUGUAGCCAUCCAAAGUGCGGCAUAUUUGCCAUUCAGUUUGUCUUUGUCGUUCGCUGCGGUCGUUACGUUACGUUGAAAACGUUGAAGGAUUCGCCUAAUAAAAGAAGCCAAACACAGUAAAGCAAAAAAAUAUACCGACAUAUAUGUAAAAAAUAUAUAGAAAUCGACUAUAUUAAACGCCGGACGGUGUUUUUGGUUUUAGAAAUUGUAGAAAUCGCAAAAUAAAGCUUUUAAAAGUACCGUUAGCCCGUUAAUUGAGCACUGGCUGAAACACCGACGAAGACAAAGUGCCGCUUAACGCAAGGAAGCCUAAAAAAUAAAUACAAAUAAAAAUAAAAAAUCGCGAAAGACUGUUUUUCGAAACGCAAAGCACGCCGUCGAACACUUUUGAGACAGUCUUUUUACGAAAGAAAUAUAAAAAAAAUAGAACUUAACAGUUCACCAGCGAAUGGAUAAUAUUUCCACAGUCUAUCAUAUUUGUAGUGUGCAAAUUUGUUUUUCAAAAAUUAUCAUAAAAAGUGUCUGUGUAUUUGUUUGCUUGCAGUGUACUUUCGUGCGAGGAAUUCUUGCAAAAGUGUAAAUAAUAAAAUAAUUUAGAAAAUUCUAGCGAAAAUAACUUGGCAGUUUCACAAACAUAUCUCUAAAAUAAAUAAAUAUUUAAAAAAAUAAAAAAAUAUUUUCAAAACUAAAAAAAAAAUAAAAAAUAUUGAAAAAAAAAUUUCAAAAAUUUUUGAAAAAAAAUUUUGAAAAAAUUUUGAAAAAAUUUCAAAAAUUUCAAAAAAAUAUAAAUAAUUAAAAAAUCGUCGCUAAAAGCCAGCGUGUACAUAAAACCAUUCAACAAAAUCUUCACCCUCCACCCGCACACUCACUUGUGUGUGCGCUCUAAUCCAAUUAACCCCAACCACUGCGUGUCUGUGCAUUUGUGUGCGUGUCUUUGCACAACAGCGAGAAAUAUCGCCACCCAUCAGCCAACAACCGACAGUCAACAGUAGUGUCACCACGUUUGUAUUGCUAUUAAUUUCACUUCUAAUAAAUCCAACGUCAGGCAGCUACUACCUACGCACACACACAUACAGCACAGCCACAGCGACCAACUUUCUUUCCAAACAAACAACGUUGAAUCUCGUCACCAGCGCUGUGUUGCUGCAAAUCAAUCCAAGAGUCACGUUUAAAAUCAAUAAAUUUCUUUGUUUACUUAGUCGCUUAGUCGUCGUCGUCGCUAGUCUCCGUUCGUCAUCAUGUUGAUUGGAUUAGUACGCGAUUCGGUGAUGCAGUGCUUCUGCCAUACAUGCCGGGCUCCCAUUUUGCCAGCUGUAUCGCGGAGAUCAGCACCCAUUAAGAAGAACAAUAAAAUACGCUCAAAACAGCCGCGUCUUUCCAAGAAAGUGAAAUUUAUCACCACUGAAAUUCGCUGCCAGGAGAAAUCGCGUGGCGGUCUUAGCUAUGAAGUGAUUCUGGCCGAGCCAGCACCCAAUGUGGUAGUACCCAAGCGUCCAGUGACACCUGGUAAAAAUGUGUCAGCCGAGGAGAUCGAGCAAAAGCUGAAAGCUGCCGAAGAGCGACGCAUUUCUUUGGAACAAAAGAAAAUGGCCGAUUUAACCUACAAACUGUCGAAAAUCGAGGAGGCCACACGCAAAAAGGAUGAAAUCACCAAUGAGUUCAUCAAUCAGACCAAGGAGAAGUUGGAAACCAAAAUCGAACAGCAUGUUGAGAAACGCGAAGCCAUCAUUAGCGACAUGAAGGAGAAAUUGAAGAUUCACUCACAAGAAAUUGAGAAGACACGCGAACAAUUGGAGCAGCAGAAAUCCAUUGAGAAAGUGGCCAUUGAGGAGAAAUUGAAGACCGCUCAGACUUUGCGAGAUGAGAACAUUAAAAAGAUGCUGGAACGUCUUAAGGAGCAUAACACUAACAAAAAAAAUCAAAUCGACCAAUUGGAAACACAAAAACUCGAGGAGAAGACCCGCAUUAUUGAAAAUAAAUUGUACACCGCCGAACAAAAUCGUGAAAAGGAGAUACAAAAGAAAAUUGAAAAAGUUCAAAAACUUGAACGUCGCGCUGAAUUGGUGCGCCAGAAUAAGGCGGCAGCACAGCAACCGAUUUGUGAUGAUACCAACACAGCUAUUGCCUCAUCUGGUUAGAGCGACAACAACAACAUAAAGAAGAACACAACAACAAUAAUAUUUAUAAAAAAAAAACGGCACACAUACAUAGAAAACAAGAAAAAACAAACAGUUAAGAGCAAAAGAAAAUCGCAACAACAACAAUAACACUGAAGAUGAAUGAUAGCGGGGAUGGAGGAGGAGUUUUGCGGAGAAAAAACCUAAUGUGCGACAGGGUGAACCUUGAGCGCAUAGCAGGAAAACGGUUGAAAAUUGAGCAGCAUACAAAACUCUGGCGCAGCUUAAGAACACUUAUGUAAUAUUGCAAAAAAAAACCACACUAACAACUUAGCAUAGGAAAUGCGACUAAAAUUUCGAGACGAAACCAGCCGUUGCACAACUUAAAUGAUAUUUAAAAAAUAUAUAAAACAAAGAAGAAACGAGUAUAACUGCAGCAGUAAUAAAUGAAAAAAAAAUAAAAUAUUAAACAAAAUCAUACAAAUUAUUUAAAUGAAGCGUUUUCACAACACUCUUGCGUAUAGAAGGAAAAACAAUAAAAAAUACAUACCUAUGUAAUGAUUAAAGAUGAUAUGCCGCAGAAAAGCAACAGCAAAAAACCAUAACUCAACACUCGUCAAAGGCAAAUUCAGCAAAAUCAGCAGAAAAGAUAACACACUUUAUAAAUUAUAAUUAUUAUUAAUAAUAUGUAAAAUGAGUGAGCUGCAGCAGAACAUACAUACAUAGAGAAACACACUUUACUAUUCGAAGAAAAAUGAAGCGAAAGCAUAAACAUUAAACGCAUUAAAAUAUACAUACAUAUAUUCUCAUUAUUAUUAUUAUUAUUACAAAUUAAAAUUAUAUUUUUAUUAUUAUUAUUAUUACUAUUACGAUUAAUUAACUGAUUUAUUGAUUGAUUAAUGGAUUUCGAUUAAUUCACAAUUUAUAAUUAUAUUUCUUAUUACUAAUAAAAAGAAAAUGAUGCAAAAUGAAUGAUAGAAAUGAUUUGUAAGCAAACAUACAAACACACACACAAGUGGCGCAAGCGCUCUUUUUCAGAUAUUCAACAAAUACUCUCUCUACUUAAAAUAAAUAUAAUCGCAAGAAAAGCAACAACAGCUAAUAUGAAAAGAAACAAAACCAAAAAGAAAAAAACACAAAAACAAAAGCAGAAAUAAAAUUAACAAAA
Bactrocera neohumeralis is the source of this 3325-nucleotide messenger RNA. It is a transcript of the gene stai, whose product is annotated as stathmin. The transcript is spliced from 7 exons. Lineage: Eukaryota; Metazoa; Arthropoda; Insecta; Diptera; Tephritidae. Gene Ontology annotation, molecular function: tubulin binding. Gene Ontology annotation, cellular component: neuron projection; cytoplasm. The coding region runs from base 1279 to 2178 and encodes 299 amino acids. The record is from RefSeq and is a predicted model, not a curated record. Gene Ontology annotation, biological process: neuron projection development; microtubule depolymerization; regulation of microtubule polymerization or depolymerization.